Magallana angulata is the source of this 1894-nucleotide messenger RNA. RefSeq names its product E3 ubiquitin/ISG15 ligase TRIM25-like. The transcript has a single exon. The record is from RefSeq and is a predicted model, not a curated record. Bases 12 to 1217 code for a protein of 401 amino acids. Lineage: Eukaryota; Metazoa; Mollusca; Bivalvia; Ostreida; Ostreidae. Gene Ontology annotation, molecular function: zinc ion binding.
AGGUUACUGACAUGGCAUUAUCUAGGGUAAACUACGAGAGUGAUAUCUGCAACGAUUUCACAAAAUGUUCCAUUUGCUUUGAAGAUUUUAAAUCGCCAAAAUGUCUUCCGUGUUCCCAUUCGUUUUGUCAUGUGUGCUUAAAGAACCACAUAGAGUCUUCGUGUCUUUCAAAACAUUCGCCCGUGGGGUUCUCUUGUCCCCUCUGUCGGGACUUCAUUCCGGCUGAAAACAUUUUAGCAGAGUUAAAAGAUUGGGCGAACGAUUUUCCAACUAAUGACAGACUUGGAAAUAUAUCUCAAGCUUCGCAGGGAAACCUUUGUGAUGGUUGUCAAAGAGAUGGAGAAGAAGAAGAAGCAAAGCAGUUUUGUUUGAUGUGUAAAGAAAAACUGUGCGGUAUGUGCGUCAAAUAUCACAGGCGUUUAGUUGUCACAAAAGAUCAUGAAGUUUUGUCAAUGGACGAAUUAAAGAAGUCUCCCAUCGUCAUGGAAACAAGAAAAUCAUGUUAUACACAUGCAGAGGAAAUUAUUAGAUAUUACUGCCAAGACCACUCCAUUCCGUGUUGCACAGUGUGUAUUUGCACCGGACAUAGAAAAUGUGACAACAUUGAAACGGUUACGGAAACAGCCGAGAGGCUACGAACAAAAGAACAUUACAAGUUAUUUGUUGCCAUGGGAGAGCUAGAGAAAGAAAUGACGGACAUAAAAAAUGAACUAGAGAAAAAUAUUGCGGACAUUGAAGAGACGUCGGACAAUUUGACUGAGGAAGCAGAAGCGAUGUAUACAAAUUUACAAAAGCAUAUCGAAAAAAUAAAAAAUGAAUAUCUCAGAAAGCUCUCCGAAAAAUCCAAGGAGUGCAGAGGAAAAUUGCAAGAAAAUGCAGAUUCCCUUGGUGACAAAUUUUCUUAUCUGAAACGAUGUAAAAAAUCGUUCAACUCUAUGAAAGAGGAGAGAGAUGAUGUUCAGUUCGUCCGCGAAUUUUAUGAAAUCAGCAAAAAAUAUUCAACAUUAAAAGAUUUGUAUUUAAAAAACAAGACUUGUCUAAGAUUGAUGAAAGUGACAUCUAAUUUUGAUUCAAAGUGCUUUGAAGGCAUGGACUACCUGGGCAAUGUAAAUGUUGAAAUAAUAAAAACAUUUCAUACAGAAGAAAAUCGCAUGCCCACACCAAGCAAGUUACAUUAUGCAUAUCUCAUGAGAACACGCAAAAGUUAUAAUACAUAAGAUGUAAUGUAGCGACAUGGAACUUUUUGAUAGAUGACAUUGACAUUUUAAAUGUAAUCUACGAAGGAAAUGCUGUUUUAUUAAUAAUUAAUUAAUGUUUCCAGAAAUAGCAAUACAUGUAUGUGUGACAUCGUGUCGUUCAGAACCACUCGGGUUGUUGAUAAAUCAUAAAACGUUUUGAAAUGAAAUUACCAAUAUUACUGUUGAUUUUCUUAAACAAUAAAAUGCUUUCUUUGGUGAUCCAUGUGGGAUAUGAAGGUGGCAAAAUUGCAGAAAAAAUACAUAACUUGCGUUUGCCGGUAAUGACAUUUUUUUCUGCAAUGAUCGCCACUUUCAGAAACAGCAUGUAUCAUCAAUGAAGGCAUUUUAUUGUUUAUGUUUGACGAAUUUAUAAAACGAUUGUAAAAAGUAAGUAAAAUUCACUUAACUAUUGUUCAUAAACAAUCGAUGAAAGGGCCGUGUAUAUUUCAGUCUGGCUGUUUUUAUAGAGCCGUGAAUUAUAUAAUGAUAUAAUAAUAUAUAUAAAACGUUAAUUUCCGUAAGAAAUAGUGGGAAUCAUACUCAGUAGAUGUAAAUAUAUAAUUCAAAUGAUCAACAUGUUUUACUUUGAAAAGUAGUUAUGAAUGUGAAUACCAUGAUUUAAAAAAAAAAAAAAAUUGCGACUUUUUGAAAAAAUC